This is a messenger RNA of Cyclopterus lumpus (lumpfish), 1316 nucleotides long. Its product is annotated as eukaryotic translation initiation factor 4E-binding protein 1-like. NCBI's taxonomy places the organism in Eukaryota, Metazoa, Chordata, Actinopteri, Perciformes, Cyclopteridae. Gene Ontology annotation, biological process: negative regulation of translational initiation. Bases 328 to 684 code for a protein of 118 amino acids. The transcript has 3 exons. Gene Ontology annotation, cellular component: cytoplasm. The record is from RefSeq and is a predicted model, not a curated record. Gene Ontology annotation, molecular function: eukaryotic initiation factor 4E binding.
GUCGGGUGUUCCUCUGCAGCCUGUCUGCGUGUUGUUGUGUGCAUUAACAGGCUGAGAGGAAGCAGAGAAACGCGCUGCGGUCCUUUUUAAAGACGGAACCUGGACACGUUGUGUGCAAGACUGCAUGGUGUAAUGUGACGAAUUGACUUACUACAUUUCAUCAUUUGCACUUGUGAAAAAUAGGUAUUUAUUUUUAUUAACCGAGAGGAGGCAUUCCGUCUAGCCGAGCAGGCGCUGUGUGGCUUUGUUGUUUUGUAAAACCAACCUUUUUUACGCGUUUCAUACUAUUUAGUCAGCCAGUUUUAGUGUAAUACAGUUUAGUACAAGAUGUCCACGGACUGCCAGAAGACCACUGCCAAGGCCAUCCCGUCCACCAGGAGGGUGACCAUCAACGACGCGGCGCACAUGCCCCUGGACUACUCCACGACCCCCGGAGGCACCCUGUUCAGCACGACCCCGGGUGGCACCAGGAUCAUCUACGACCGAAAGUUCCUGCUGGGGUGUCGCAGCUCUCCGGUGGCCAAGACUCCUCCGCGCGGUCUGCCCAAAAUUCCAGGGGUGACCAGCCCUCCCUCCAAGGACACCGAUGAGAAGGCCCCUAAUAGAGAACUACCGAACAGCAACAUCACAGCACCUGAUAGCAGCACCACUGGUGAUGACUCCCAGUUUGAAAUGGACAUCUAGGUGGUGCUGGAGCGAGGAUCAAGAUGUCAGACCAACACGAUGCUGUGAAGAGAGGCUCAGGAACCCCUUCUUAUUUCCCAUCAUCCAUUCCAUGAUGACCAAGGGUCGCCUUCAUUAUCUCCAGUGUCUUAGUGUUUUAAAAUCGGUCUUUAUUAAUCUCAAUUGCUUGCAGAUAAAAUCUGUAAUGGUUUUUUUUUCUGUCUGCCUCAAGGCUGAAAGCUGAUUUACGUGUGACACAGUGUGCCUUCCUAUAGUGGCUGUACAUUUAAAAUCAACACUAAGAAGUAAAAACCAACGAAACCUCAUCCAUAAGAACUGGGAUAAGUUAAUGAAAAUAAAGAUCAACAGGGAAGAGGAAUAAUUGUAAUUGGCUGCAUGUAUAACCAUUCCACAAGGGUUUUUCCCUUGAUGUGCUUUUGUCAACACAUUUCCUGACACCUUUCUUCUGCUGUUGUCUUGAAAUGUUCAAGAUACUGUAUAAUUUGUUUACCAUGCUCUCAAAAAUGAGUUAUUUACCUGAAGAACUCGUAAGAGAAUGGAAAACAUAAUUUUCUUGAUGACAUUUUUUAAACAGAUUUUUUCACACCGUUUGUAGGGUGACAAAGCAUUAAAGCAAACGCAAUUAAAUCAAA